AUGGCGCUCGCCGGGUGCCUGCUGCUGCCGCUGCUGCUGCUUGGGGCGCGGCCUGUGUCCUCGGUGACGGUAGAGACAGAUCACCUGGUUCUGUCCCAUAAGGGGAUCGGGGACACCUGUGAAGAAAACCGGGAAUGCCAGACCGAUUGCUGCGUCACCAACAGCCUGAACCCCCAGAAGUUCUGCACGUCCCAGACCAUCUUCCUGCAGUGCCUGUCCUGGCGGAAGCCCAACGGCUACUCGUGCACCGACAAGAAGGAGUGCAAGAGCAACUGCUGCGUCACCAACAACUACAACCCCUCCAAGUUCUGCACGCCCCGCACCAUCUUCUCCCAGUGCCUGCAGUGGCUCAAGCCCAACCACGACCACUGCAUGCACCACAAGGAGUGCCGCAGCCUGUGCUGCAUCCGCCUGACCGAGGCCAGCCCCCCGCGCUGCGUGCCCCGCAACGGGCUCCUGGCGCACUGCCUGCCCCCGGUGAGUGCCAUGACGCGCACAGGAUCUGUGUGUGGUGGCCCGGACUCGCCGACUGCCCCUCAGCAGGAGCCCCCCGGCCACGCGACCGCCUUCUGGGGCCUGCAGCUCAGUGACUCCACCAAUAAACCACUGAUGCAGCUCAAGUGGGUGUUGUCAUGUCCGUGUUCUUCCAACAAUAAAGGCAAAGAAGAGCCGUAG
Myotis myotis is the source of this 675-nucleotide messenger RNA. RefSeq names its product leucine rich colipase like 1 (gene LRCOL1). Bases 1 to 675 code for a protein of 224 amino acids. The transcript has 5 exons. Gene Ontology annotation, molecular function: enzyme activator activity. Gene Ontology annotation, biological process: lipid catabolic process; digestion. Lineage: Eukaryota; Metazoa; Chordata; Mammalia; Chiroptera; Vespertilionidae. Gene Ontology annotation, cellular component: extracellular region. The record is from RefSeq and is a predicted model, not a curated record.